Dentiscutata erythropus is the source of this 203-nucleotide messenger RNA. The record is from the annotation of a GenBank genome assembly. NCBI's taxonomy places the organism in Eukaryota, Fungi, Glomeromycota, Glomeromycetes, Diversisporales, Gigasporaceae.
GCCAGCAAACUACUACGAAAAUAUCAGUUCACACAAAAUUAGCAUUAAGCAAUAUGUCGGAUAAUUCAUUAAUAGACGUAUUAAAGGAUAUUACUACAAAUACAAUUAACAAUUCUGAUAAUUUUUUUGAAAAUUAUGAAUCAAUUUUACAAGAUGCUUUGUUAAUAGUGCAAGAACAACAUGCUACUAAUAAUGUCAAAUAG